GCCCAGGGCCUCCCGGCCCCCCGUCACCAGCGCUGCGCGCAUGGAGGCCAACCGCCACGUCCUCUACAUCCUCCGCGACGCCGAGGGCCGGGGGGUGAGCGUGGGGGGGGGGACCCCCAAAGGCGCCGUCGUCGGCUUUCUCAAGGUGGGCUACAAGAAGCUCUUCCUCCUGGACCGUAACGGUGCCCAUAACGAAGCGGAGCCGCUUUGCGUCCUGGAUUUUUACAUCCACGAGUCGCUGCAACGACACGGUUACGGGCGGGAGCUCUUCCAGCACAUGUUGCAGAGUGAGAGGGUGGAUCCUUGGCGUUUGGCCGUCGACCGACCUUCCGAGAAGCUCUUGGCUUUCCUCCGCAAACACUACGGCCUCACCGACGCCAUCCCGCAGGUGAACAACUUCGUCAUCUUCGAGGGUUUCUUCUCCAAACCGAACCCCCCCCACCGCCGCCCGCCCCCCAAGCGCCCCGAGGAGGAGAUCAAGCCCUACUCGCUAUCGGAACGCGACUUCCUGCGAGAAGAGGCGGAGCCUCCUUGGCCCUUCAACUUGACCUCGGGGCGGGGCGGGGGGCUCGCCGGUACGCGGCAGCCUCCGGCCGUUCCUGCUGCGGCGGGAGACGCCGGACGGACAGACGGAGCCCCGGCCGCCGGACGGACGGAACGGGACGCCCCCCAGCACCGCCGCGCCAGCCCCAGUGGGCGCCUGUCCUCACCCCUGCGGGUGCCCGUCCCUGCCCCAUAG
Molecule: messenger RNA, 739 nt
Organism: Gavia stellata (red-throated loon)
Lineage: Eukaryota; Metazoa; Chordata; Aves; Gaviiformes; Gaviidae
Gene: ATAT1
Product: alpha tubulin acetyltransferase 1
Biological process (GO): alpha-tubulin acetylation
Cellular component (GO): microtubule
Molecular function (GO): tubulin N-acetyltransferase activity
Source: RefSeq, a predicted model, not a curated record